AGCCAUAGAACUUUCGCCCAUCGAUUCUGCCAGCGCCGCCGGAGUUAGCAUGAAUCGGUUUUUAAGGGCUCAAGGCCAGUCGGAGUUUAUCAGGGCCAUCAUGAACACUGUCGGCGAAGAUCCUGGGCCUAGUAGUAUUUCGUAAUCAAGCGCACGCAAUAGAUGCAGAGCAAUGCGAACGAUAUGCCGUGGGGGAAGCCGCCCCGCGGAUUUGCCUGAGCCUUGGGAUCCACUCCCCUCUCUUAUAUAUUGUAGAGGCCUCAUACUUCGUUACCUUUUCAUGAGCCAAUAAAUCCAACCAGCUUAGAAACACAGCGAGAAAAGAUGGCUGCUCCCAAGUCCCGACUUAUCCUUGGUCUUAUGACCUUUUACAAGACUCCUACCACCAGCGGCAGAGUCACCGACUUGGAUACGUUCAACAAGGCACUUGACCUUCUGCAGGCUCGCGGAUAUAAUGAGAUCGAUACGGCGCGAAUGUAUGGCGAGGGAACCCAGGAGGGUUUCACCGGCCAGACAAACUGGAAGAAGAAUGGCUUCACUUUGGCGACCAAGGUUCAGUAUCCGAGAGAAUAUGGCGACAACACACCAGAAAAGGUUAUCGCAUCCGUCGAGACGAGCUUGAAGGAGCUGGGAACCGACAAAGUUGAUAUUCUGUACCUUCACAAGCCAGACCGCGCAACACCCUUUGCUGAUACCCUUGAGGCAGUAGACAAGCUUCACAAGGCUGGCAAAUUCAACAAGCUGGGUCUCAGUAACUUCACAGCUUUUGAAGUAGCCGAGGUCGUGUUGACAUGCAAGUAUAACGGCUGGGUUCGCCCUACUAUUUUCCAGGCCAUGUACAACGCCAUCACUCGAAACAUUGAGCCCGAGUUGGUUGUUGCAUGCCGUCGCUAUGGCCUCGAUAUCGUGGUGUACAACCCUCUUGCCGCGGGCCUCUUCUCAGGAAAGAUCAAAUCCAAGGAUUUCGUCCCCACGACUGGACGGCACGCUGGCAAUACGCCGAUGGGGGCAAUCUCCCGGGGCAGAUACUUCCGAGACAGCACCUUUGAGGCGCUGCGCAUCGUCGAGGAGGCUGCUGAAAAGGAAGGACUGACAUUGAUUGAGGUGGCAAUGCGAUGGCUUGUCCACCACUCGGCGCUCAAGGUCAAGGACGGAAAUGACGGCAUCAUCGUCGGCGUCUCGAGCGUAGAGCAGCUGGAGAACAACCUGGAUAACUUUGAGAAGGGCCCGCUGCCUGAGGAGGUGGUGCAGGCGCUGGACCAGGCCUGGCUCCUCUGCAAGGCCGAGUCUGUCAACUACUGGCAUGGUGACCUGGAAUACAAAUACGAUCCUCAGCAAGUCCUGUUUGGUGAAGGUGCGAAAUAAAUGGCUUGCGCGGGUGAUGGAUGGCGUGAUGGCGGCCUUGCUUGUAAUGGACCUGGCUUUGAGUCUGGUUGGACGGCUUGUUUGGGCGGAUGACCAGACCAUGCGCAACCAGCUGUAUGUAUACUGAAGAAUCUACAAAAGUUUUAACAGGACAAAAAGGCCCUGUAAAUACCUAUAUAAGACACAGCUUACAUUAUUGUUAUGUACCGUGGUGCUUGCAUUUGU
Trichoderma asperellum CBS 433.97 is the source of this 1590-nucleotide messenger RNA. RefSeq lists its product as uncharacterized. The record is from RefSeq and is a predicted model, not a curated record. NCBI's taxonomy places the organism in Eukaryota, Fungi, Ascomycota, Sordariomycetes, Hypocreales, Hypocreaceae. Gene Ontology annotation, molecular function: oxidoreductase activity.